This is a messenger RNA of Vitis riparia (riverbank grape), 689 nucleotides long. RefSeq names its product basic blue protein-like. Gene Ontology annotation, molecular function: electron transfer activity. The transcript has 2 exons. The record is from RefSeq and is a predicted model, not a curated record. The coding region runs from base 77 to 457 and encodes 126 amino acids. Lineage: Eukaryota; Viridiplantae; Streptophyta; Magnoliopsida; Vitales; Vitaceae. Gene Ontology annotation, cellular component: plasma membrane.
CCUCCUCUCUGUAUACUCCCACUCUCUCUCCCCCCCCAUUGUUCCUCUUGUUCUAACCAAGUCCUCGCUUCCAUAUAUGACCAUGGCAAGAGGGAUUGCAGCUGCAAUUCCCACAGCCACAGCCCUUCUUCUGUGGGUUGUCCUCCAUUUGAGGACAGCCCAUGCAGCCACCUACACUGUUGGAGGCUCCAGUGGGUGGACUUUCAAUGUGGAGAGCUGGACUGAUGGGAAGAGGUUCAGAGCUGGUGAUGUGCUGGUGUUUAACUAUGACCCAAAGGAUCAUAAUGUGGUAGCGGUGGACCAAUACAGCUACGACACAUGCACGGUUGGAGAAGGGGCCAAAGUCUAUGAAUCUGGAAAUGAUAGCAUUGAGCUUGUGAAGGGAGAGAACUGCUUCAUCUGCUCUUUUCUAAGCCACUGUGACUCUGGCAUGAAGAUUCACAUGAUUGCACUCUAAUCGCCCACUGUUUUUUUUAUACUUUUUUUUGUGAGUUCCCAAAGCUUUGGUACUAGUACUAUUUGUUGGGUAGAAAUGAUCAGAAAUUUAAUUGUAUUGUAAAAGGAAAAGUUGGCCAAUGUUUUGUCUCAUUGUAUUGGGCUUUAUUUUGAUUGGAGCAUGGUUGGCCCAUGGUGGUUGGUAUGCAUAAGUGUUUGUUUCAAAGUGUUUUUAUUUCAUACAAAAUAAUAAG